CGCUAAUAGUAGUUGUAGACAUUUGGCACAAGAGAAAGCAGAGGGAUAGGUCGUCGUCGGUUGGAGAUGGAUUUUUGCUUCAUUCGAUUCCGUACUGAUACGCAUACGCGACCGCCAGCUGUUCCGUUACAAAGAAUUAAAAUGUUGCGCGCUCUUCUUGCAUUCCUCGUGAUGGAUCGAUCGAUCGGGGCAUCCCGCAUCCACGUCCAAAGCGAGUCCUCGAUGCAAAAGCGGCAGGGAUGGUGCUUUCGCUCGGUCGCGUUUACGCGAUUCCCAUCUCGGCCUGGGCGAGGUUGACCUUGGCGCGGUGGAUCUUGCGGUACAAGAAGAAGGAGUAGGCUCCGAGAAGGGCGGUGGUCAAUCCAAAGAUAACGGCAAAGGCGGUAGCCGCGCUGCUUCCGCCGACGGAGGAAGUGGAUCCGCCCGAAAUCUUUCGUGCGGCAUUGUGCAAGUUGGGAAGGAUGUUGUUGAUGAAGUCACAUGCGCUGGUGUCGGCGUAGAAAUACUGUCCGAGGUAGUUCGACAAUUUGGUCUCACAUUUGGCAGACAUUUCGUACGAUUGCUGGCAGAGCUCAGUGGUUUCGUAGUUCUGGUUGUAGUUUUGGUUGUCUGUAUUUAUAAAAAAAGGCGUUGUUAGUGUUGAACACAAUCAAAAUUGAUUAUUGCAUCGACGAACUUUGUGAUCAACGUGAUAAAUUCAGUCGCACUUACUGUUGUUGUUUCCGUUGUUGUUGUUGUUGUUGUUGUUGUUGUUGUUGUCGUUGGCAUCUUCGUCAACCUGAAGACAAGAGAGACAUUCGUUCACGGCAAUGAUGGGUUCACUUGAGUAAGGAAGGGAGCUUCCGUAGUUGAAAGCCUCGUACACACCGGAUCCGGCAGAAUUAGUGCAGCCAUUAUCGGUGAAGACUCCCAAGUGGAUGCUCUUGCCAUCUUUGUGAGAGCACUUGGCACCGAUGAAGUACUGUGCGUACAUGUUGACUCCGUUGUUGUUGUUGUUGUUGUUGUUGCUGUAGUAAUUGUUGUUGUUGUUGUUGUUGUUGUUACCCUCGGCACCUUCCAUUUCUGUGGUCAAUUUUUUGAGAAGGGAGAAAAACGAGUCACGUGUGAAAAAACGACACGGCAUCUUAAUGAUAAUACUACUCAAUGUGCGAACAAGAUUUGAACGUACCUUUGCAUUCCAUGUAUUCGGCAAGGUUGAAUUCUUCCUGUCCCUCGACUUCAAUACAGGAUUCCAUGCCUUGAUCAACGUAGCACUGGUUUUCGCAGGCUUGGUCGUCGUUGGCAUUGUCGCAGUAGCAGUACUCGGCAAUGGUUUCGCAAGCUUGCUCCUUUUGCUGCUCCUUCAUCUCAACGUAGGCUUCGACAAACUCUUGCAUGUUAACCACGUACUGGGCAAUUCCGCUGCCGCAGUCACUGCAGCUUCCGGUGUUUCCGGGGCAGACAACGAACUUGACCAAGUUUUGGGUGUAGAGGAUGCCCUCGUCAUCACCUCCUCCUUCCUCUCGGACUUGGAUAAGGGAAGCACACGAAUCGUACUUGAUGGAGUAUCCAGCUAACCAGGAGGCAUCUUGAUCGUUUUGUUCUUGGUUCUGGUUGUUGUUUUGUUCAAGACGACGAGCCUUGGACAAGAUUCUCUUUCCCAUCGUGGAGGUGGUGGGGAUGUUGAGAUCGGGGAUCAUGGUCUCGGCAGAAGCGUAGGCAGCGAGGGCUGCGAAAACGGCGGAUCGGAACAACAUGGUGGGUAUAUCGUUCUUGGUGGAAAUGGAUAUUAUGACAGGAUAUGGAGGGGGAAGCGGCCGGAGAUGGAGUUUCGGAAAGUACCGAAAACCAAAGUCGCUGUUCUUGCGCGCCAAGCAUUGCUCUCAUAACGAGCGAUGCGAACGCCGGCAACGGUCGGAUUUGGUCGGGGGUGGUAAGCCAAUCGAUGACCAACAUUUCUGUGCGCGCCAAAUUUCGUCUAAAUCCGGAAAAAUGUUUAGCCAGUUUAGCGAUAGUAGUUUAGAGAGGCGAUGAUCAUUGAAAAUCAAUUACAUUUAUCGAAGAACAAGCACGCGUCAGAUUGCGCGCAAUCGAUGGGUUGAUCCGUUGUAACGGAGUGUCCGAUCCCGUGUAUGCCCAUUCCGUUUAAAUAAAGAGGGUUCCGAGCGUGUCAACCAAAAAUUGGAUCUUUGGAUGUGCAACCUUCUCUAAAAAUAAAUGUUGUGACAUGUGUCAACGCUCGAAAAACGUCUUUCAUUUUGAUGCGGAGGGUUCCCUACUCAACUACUUUUAUACCGUACAUAAGAUAUGAUACCUACCGUAUGAAGAAUAUAGUUCCUAUUCAUUGUAAUGUUCCUUAGCCCCAACCUUAAAAAUGUUUUGGGUCGGGUUGGGGUUAGUGUACCACACGUAUUUGGAAGGUUUUGCGCGGCAGCCAUUCGUUGGGAAACCAUGAUUGCGGUACAUCCUCGCGUGUGUGUGACACGGGACUUCACUGCUCUUCGCGUUCUUCUUCGAACAGGAAGCGUACGAGUACUGUAUCGAGUUUUUAGAAAGUACUUUACCAGGUACGAUCCACUUGAGUUUUGCAAAUGGAAGGAAAAAAUACGAUCCCGAACGAACGCCAUCUGCGUUGUACGUAGUAACUCGUACGUACCACACGUCACGUUACUGUAUCCUCAAGAAAUUCUGUUUCGAGUGAGAAUCUUUCGAAAUCAUUGGAGUUUUCCUUCUCUUUCAGCUGCUUUUCGUAUCCUUAUUCUGCCUUACAGCAUAAGACUAUCACAGCGUACCAUAGCGUACCAUAAAGUAUCGCCUGCGAAGCUUUCUUGAGUGGAAACCAUCAGACAAGAAACCUGGGAGGAUAGUAAUUUAAAGAGAUAGAGAUAUGUCAGUGCCUUGUAGACUACAAAGAAAAGAAGGAAACCAGAAGGUUGCAACCCUUUUGUUGCUUUGCACUGUUGCCUGCGCUCGCAUCCUUGCGCCAAAUUCGUCGCCUUCGUUUCCGGUGGCACGUGCUUUCGCGUUUGCGAGGAACGGUGAGACUCGGACAGUUUCGACGAAAGAAACCCCCGAACAGCUUUCCCGGUGGAAGCUCAAACAACCAACUCAAAAGAAAUUCCGAACGUCUCCGCUGUCUUCCACCGAUGAUGCUUUCCGUACGCAACCAGCAGCCACAACCACAAAACCAGUCAUCAACGGAGCUUCUUCCACCGAAGCGACGUUCGAGAGUCACGACAACGCCUUCGAAGAGGUCCAGAAGAACAAGAACAAUAUUUCACAGCUGCUCGACAAAUUCCGCGCCGCCUCCAACUUUGCCAGCAUCCUGUGCGUGCUGGACUGCACCCUCUUGCCGAUCAUAACGGUGUGCUUGCCMCUUUUGGGUCUGGUCAAUCUGAGCACCGACAAGUUGCAGAUGAUCGACAGCCUGGGCCACACACUGGCGCUAUCGUUCGUCCUACCGGUGGCAUCGCUGACGACGGCCAUCAAUUAUUGGGGACACCGCAGAAAGCGGAUUGCCUCCGUGGCCCUGCUUGGAAUCCUACUGGUGGGCACCGCCAAUUCACAUUGGCACUUGCCCCACUCGUGGCCCGCAAUUCUGACUGGUGCGAUUCACAAAGUACAGAGCUGCGGCGGAACUCAUCCUUCUGUGUGGCACAGGAUCGCAAACACAGGAGGAUGUGCCCUGUUGCUUGCAUCGAAUUAUCUCUCGCAACAGCAAGAGGGCUGUGCCACUCAUAAGAUUGCCGGGGCCAGUGAUUGCUGUGGACACGAUCACAAUCAUUGAGUGGAACUAUCGCGGUGCGCGACCACAGCAAAGGAGGAAGGAUGCGAUCGGCAUGAAAUGAAAUGAUUGUCUUAAACAUUGAUACGAGAUGCGGUAUGAUAAGAAAACAAUAGAAUUCGACAGAAAAGGAUUCUAUCUUCUAGCUCAUCUCGACCAACGAUAUUGACAACCUCACUCAACAAUUACGAUGGCGUUGUCUCAAGGUUUGAUUAGAGGCAAUUUUCAGCUAGUUGUAGGUCUCUUUUGUAGCCUCGUACCGCAAAAUAUAAAUUGGCUUCUAAUUUUCAAAUAGAACUCGUUAUCGUGC
Molecule: messenger RNA, 4073 nt
Organism: Pseudo-nitzschia multistriata
Lineage: Eukaryota; Bacillariophyta; Bacillariophyceae; Bacillariales; Bacillariaceae
Source: the annotation of a GenBank genome assembly